UUGACAUCUACAUCUGCAGACUCCAGAGAUCCAGACGGUGACUCCGAAAUGGCCUCCUCAGCCGACUCGGUCUCCGAUUAUCCCGGAAAUGGUGCGCGCACUCCAACUCGCAACCCUCAGACAUCCACUGCCCUCGCCUCAGAGCUCUCCCCACCCGGCUCGCAACCCCAGCACACCACCGAUAUCCCAAAUAUGACCGAGUCGACCAGUACCAACCCCGCUACGGGGCAAGCUUCAGCGAAAGCAGCAGAUCCACCCAUCGCUUCAUGGAAGAGCAAACGAUCUCAAGAGGAAUACAAUCGAGCAAUGGAGAAUGUGAUCGAUAAAGACUUCAAUUUGAACGAAUUUGGCGAUCCAUUUGAUGAGAGAGAUAUGAAGGAGCCUUUGCUUUGA
This is a messenger RNA of Penicillium angulare, 393 nucleotides long. RefSeq lists its product as uncharacterized. The transcript has 2 exons. The record is from RefSeq and is a predicted model, not a curated record. Lineage: Eukaryota; Fungi; Ascomycota; Eurotiomycetes; Eurotiales; Aspergillaceae.